Molecule: messenger RNA, 1527 nt
Organism: Diospyros lotus (date-plum)
Lineage: Eukaryota; Viridiplantae; Streptophyta; Magnoliopsida; Ericales; Ebenaceae
Exons: 3
Coding region: 118-858 (246 amino acids)
Source: RefSeq, a predicted model, not a curated record
GUGGAGCUAGGUUUGCCGAAUUGGAGAGCCAAACGCGGCUUUUUAGGAAUUACAGAAAGUCUCUUUUUUUCUUCUCGGUCUCCCUUCCUCUGCUUCUAAUUUCCUCUGUUAACGGAAAUGGCGGCUUCGUCUCGAAGAUCGAGCGGACCGGUACUCAGAUCUCCCCCUCCUUCGGGAAAAUUCUACCAUACGUCGCCGUCUUCUUCUUCUUCGUCAGCUUUUGCUUCGUCCAGUUCGACGUUUUCGUCCCGCUCUACAACAUUCCUCCGGCGACCCACUUCUCCGACGCGCGUCAACCUAUACGGCUCAGCUCAUUCGUCCCCGUCCGUACGGUUCUCUCUCGACCGUUCUCCUUCGCCGAGACGCUCGAUCUCCGUGUCGGCUCGAGACCAGGUGGUGAAGAAGAGUCCGAAACGUGCGUGUAUGUGCUCGCCGACGACUCAUCCAGGGUCUUUCCGCUGUAGCUUGCACAAGAACAUGAACAACCAAGCCGGGUCGUUCCCGUCGAACCGGCUCAACGCUCGGAGGUCCGCGAUGACGAACUCGCUGGUCCGGAUCGGGACCGUUGAAGGCGAUCUGGUGAAGCGAGCCUUGGCGGCUUUGAUUCGGCCUUCGUCUCACCAGCAGCGGCGGCGCGGCGCGUUCCAGCCGAGGCCGAGCCGUCUCUCCGUGAUGUCCAAGGUUGAUGUCCAGACGAUGGUAUUGAACCGUACAUUCGUUCGUAUACUUGAGCGUAUAUGCGUCUCACCUCCUCGGUGGUAUACGUAUUCGUUUGCUUGGAGGUGUUUCGUCUUCGGCUGGAGCGGAAUUUGGACUCGUAAAAAUGUUCAAAUCGACUUUGGGAACAAUAUGGAAUAAUUGAUUUUUAAAGAGAAUGGACCACAUUUUUGAAAGAAAGCCACUUUUGACCAAGGAGGGGAGGGGGAGGCACCAAUCAAAUGAUAACGAAAUUCAAAUAACUAAUAAUGAUACAAAGGGUUCCAAGAUUUUUUAAAACAAGUACCAGCGGUUAUGGGACCCCUAAUGUGAAUUAGAAAUAAAAGAUUUGGUUCAACCAACUUGAAGAUUCCAUUAAAUAACUGGACCCCUGCAUUAUAAGAGAUAUAUAUUUUUCUUAGAUGUUAUAUUCUACGUAAAUUAAUUGUAAAGUUAAAAAUUAGAAAAUUAUUGCAAAGUUGUGUUGGACUUGGACACGUAUAACAUGGAUUGUAGUGAAAAAUAAACUCACGGAGGGUGGGGCGGGACGAAUAGGCGGGCUACAGGUAUUGGGUGUGGGUCACUUGUGACUACUGGCAGUGAAACGGGUAUGUCGGUUAGUGACGGUCGUCGAUCGGUUUGAAUUUGAACACUAAAGGAAGGACACGAGAAAAAGAGGAGAAGGAUGAAGAGGCAGGGCCCCAAGGGUUCGGGUUUUUCUGGGAAUUGAGGCGCCAGGAGGAGAUUAAGGAGAGAAGAAAAAUUAUUAUUUAUUAAUAUGUAAUAUGAUUUCUUAUUAUAGGUAAUAAUUAUUUAAAUAUGUUGACUCAA